AUGCUCUCCUCGAACGGAGAUGCUUCCCCUGUUGCCAAUCAACAUAUUCCUAAUGGUGCACACCACCACCACGUCGAGCUCGAUUCCUCCGAAAUAGAAGACCAUGACGCUGCUCUAGCCUCAUCGACACCAGCUAACGACAUGGUCGGGUCAACAUUGAUAGAACGUUUAAACAGCAAUGAGGACGGCGAAGCAGAUGAUGACGCUGAUGCCGACGCUGACGGUGACUACGAGAUGGAAAUUGAGCACAAGCAAGAGCCUACCGACGAAGAAGCAGCCUCGUCCUCAGAUGAGUCGAUCAGACCUGCUAAGAGGAAGCUUCCCCCUACCGAAGAGGAUGAUUACAUGCGUAACAAUCCAGAUCUCUACGGCCUGCGUCGAAGUGGUCGUGCGAGACCUACGCAGACGCUCGCCGAGUCCUCAGAUGAGGAAGAUUCUGAUGCUAUCUCUCGUCCUCGAAAGCGUCUCCGACAGUCAUCACGUCCCGUCUCGAAACAGCAUACGCCGAACGUCGAGAGCCUCAGCGAUCUAAGCGACAACUCUGAUGAAUAUGGUGGUCGUCAUAAAAAACUGACCAAGAAACAAAAAAAGCGCUUCCUUGAUUCUUCCACUGGCCUCAGCCCUGCUCAUGCCGAAGUUCGUUUCUCAACCCGUCGUGCUCACAAAGUCUCUAACUACAACGAGGAUGACGAGGAUCCUUUUGUAGAAGAUGAAUCAGAAAUGAUGACACCCAACCAUUGGGCUACUGCCCAAGAGGAAACCGGUCCAGCAAUUGACAUCGUCCUCAACCAUAGACUGAAACCAGACAUUACGACACCACAGCACACUAAGGAAGAGUAUGAGUUCUUGAUAAAGUGGCAGCAGCAGGCCUACUUCCACGCCACCUGGGAGACAAUUGAGAGCUUAGCUGGUGUUCGGUCAGCACGUCGGCUUGACAACUACAUCAGGAAGACCCUUGCUGAAGAUAUUCGGGUCAUGACAGAUCCGGAGAUCUCUCCUGAAGAGAAGGAGAAGUGGAUUCUCGAUAGAGAACAAGUUCUUGACGCAAUCGAGGACUACAAAAAGGUCGAACGAGUCAUCGGUGGUCGUCCUGGCGAGGAAGACAACGAAUAUUAUGUCAAGUGGAAAGGCCUUUUCUACGAUAGUGCAACUUGGGAAGCGGCCGGUCUCGUCAGUGAGAUAGCACAAGAUAAGGUCGACGCUCAUCUGAAUCGACAGACAGAGAAUUUCAAAUCUGAUUCGACAGAGCAAAGCCCUGCUACCCGCUCAAAAUUCACUAGACUUCACGAACAGCCAGACUACAUCAAAUUCGGCCAGCUAAGAGACUUCCAAAUCGUUGGCCUCAAUUUUCUGGCUUUCAACUGGACCAAAGGCAUGAACGUUGUCCUUGCUGAUGAAAUGGGUCUCGGAAAGACGGUUCAGACUGUCGCCUUCCUCAACUGGCUUCGUCAUGAUAGAGGCCAACAAGGUCCCUUCCUUGUCGUCGUUCCGCUAUCUACGAUGCCAGCCUGGGCUGACACCUUCGACCUGUGGGCUCCUGACAUUCACUAUGUCGUCUACAAUGGCAACACCAACGCCCGGAACAUUAUUCGUGACUAUGAGCUCUUCCCUGACGGCAAUGUCCGCCAUCCUCGAUUUCACGUUUUGCUUACUACCUAUGAGUACGUUCUGACAGAUGCCACCUUCCUCAGUCAAGUCAAAUGGCAGUUUCUUGCCGUUGACGAAGCUCAUCGACUGAAGAAUCGGGAGUCACAGCUAUACGAUCGUCUUCGUGAAUUCAAAGCUCCUGCUCGACUAUUGAUCACUGGCACACCUGUCCAGAACAACCUCGGCGAGCUGUCAGCACUUUUCGAUUUCAUAAAUCCUGGUGUCGUGAACAUCGAUGAGAACAUGGAUCUUACAGCCGAGGAAGCCAGUGCCAAGAUUGCUAAACUUACAGAGGACAUCAAGCCAUAUAUGCUGCGUCGUACAAAGCAAAAGGUUGAGAAGGAUCUUCCUCCGAAAACUGAGAAAAUCAUUCGAGUGGAACUUUCUGACAUCCAGCUCGAAUAUUACAAGAAUAUCCUGACGAAGAACUACGCUGCUCUCAACCAGGGUGCAAAGGGCCAGAAACAAUCCUUAUUAAACAUAAUGAUGGAACUGAAGAAAGCUAGCAAUCAUCCGUUCAUGUUCCCGGCCUGUGAGGAAAGGAUGGUACCACAAGGUGCUCGCAAGGAAGAGGUUCUCCGAGCCCUCGUUACCAGCAGUGGCAAGAUGAUGCUUCUCGAUCAACUUCUGACAAAGCUCAAGCGUGAUGGACAUCGUGUGCUGAUUUUCAGUCAAAUGGUCAGGAUGUUGGACAUACUCGGUGAUUAUAUGGAUUUCCGUAACCAUUCUUACCAACGUCUAGAUGGCACUAUUUCUGCUACAGCACGACGAGUUUCCAUCGAGCACUUCAACGCUCCUGACAGCACCGACUUCUGCUUCUUGCUGUCGACACGCGCUGGUGGUCUCGGCAUCAAUCUUAUGACAGCGGACACUGUCAUCAUCUUCGACUCUGACUGGAACCCUCAGGCUGAUCUUCAAGCCAUGGCUCGAGCUCACAGAAUUGGCCAAACAAGGCCUGUCAGCGUGUAUCGCCUCGUGUCAAAAGAAACCAUCGAGGAGGAAAUUCUCGAGCGAGCUCGCAACAAACUCAUGCUAGAAUUUUUGACAAUUCAAAGAGGCGUAACGGACAAAGAAACGCAGGCUCGCAGAAGCGCUUUGGUUGGAGAGCCUGGCAGCUCUAAUGAAAUAUCGAGGAUAUUGAAGAAGAGAGGCCAGCGCAUGUUCGAACAAACUGACAAUCAAAAGAAAUUGGAAGAAUUGGAUCUCGAUGCUGUUCUCGAGAAAGCAGAAGACUACAAGGUCGAGCAACCUGACGGCACAGAGGCAGAUGGUGGCGAAGACUUCCUACGAAGUUUCGAUUUCGUUGAUGUCAAAGUCGACGAUAUGUCCUGGGACGACAUUAUCCCGAAAGAGCAUUUGGAAGAGAUCAAGGCUGAAGAACAGAAAAAAGCUGACGAAAAAUACCUUGCUGAGGUUAUUGAGCAGAACAAGCCAAGAAACGUUCGUAAUCGUGAUGCAGAUGAUCGUGAGGCACGCCAGGCCAGAAGAAUUCAGCACCGCGAGGAAGCUCCAUCUGACAGCGAAUCCGAGGAGAACCCAAAUGCCGACCCGUCUCGUCCGCUCAAUGAGCGAGAGUAUCGCUACUUAAUCAAGGGUCACCUCAAGUUUGGUGCUCUCGACGAUCGAACUGAAGAGUUCCUGGGCGAGGCUCGUCUGCGCAAUAGGAACUUCGACAUUGUCAAGACUGCUAUGCAAGAGGUUCUUGAUCGUGCAACCUUUUUGUGGAAGGAAGAGCAGGACCGAAUGACGAAUCUCGAGCGAUCAGGCAAACAAAUUACCAAGAAAGACAAGAAGGCAGUACUGUUCGAGCACAAGGGUGUCAAACGUAUCAAUGCCGAAACUUUGCUCGAUCGUCCAGGUGAGAUGCGGUUGCUGCGAGAGGUGACUUCUCUUCCAGAUCCCAAAAGCUUCCGCGUUCUGGAAGCGACCAAGGCUGCAGGUUAUUCUUGUCCAUGGGGUGCUCGCGAGGACGGCAUGCUCUGCGUCGGUGUUGCUAGGCAUGGUUAUGGUUCAUGGGAGAAGAUUCGAGACGAUCCUGAUCUCGGUCUACAGGACAAGUUCUUCCUUGAGGAGCAUCGUGUCGACAAAAAGGCGGAACGUGAAGGUCAAGAAGGCCGCCAUGCCAAGUCCCCUGGUGCCGUCCAUCUUGUAAGAAGAGCUGAUUAUCUGCUAUCGGUCCUGAAGGCCAAGUACGGUGACGAUGCUCAAGCUAAGAAAGCGGUCGAAAAUCACCAUCGAAACAACAAGAAGCAGCGUGAACACAACGAGCUCAAAGCUUCUACUCCAGGCGGUAAAAAGAGAGAGUCUGACAAGCAUCGGCAUCGAACAGGCAGCGCUAGCCAUCGAGACAGCAUGGAGAGAUACCCCACUCCACGACUGGACUCGCGGCACAGCAGAGAUGAUCGCGACCGUGAAAGAGAGCGCGAUCGAGACCGAGACCGGGAGAAGGAUCGACCUAGGGAUGAUCGCGAUCGUGAUCGUGAACGAAAGCACAAGGUCGAGCGUGAGCACUCCACCAACCAUCGACAUGGCAGUGAGCACAGACGAGCAGAUAGUCAUGCGAAUGGGACUUCGACUGCCGAGGAGGACCAGAUGAUGAAGAUCAUGUUCAAGCCCGUCCGAGAAAGCUUAAAGAACAUGAAACUGGCUACCAAAGGCAAUAUUCCUGAUAGUCAGGCUCGAGCUAACGCGCUGCGGGGGUUUCUCAAAGAAGUCGGCGCAUUCAUCUCCGAUUCUAUGGGUGAUGUCGAGGAGGCUCAUGAUUCUAUGGAAAAAAGAUUCUGGGAGUAUGCUGUCACAUAUUGGCCCAACAAGGGUAUCAAAGGUGAUGAGUUAGCCACCAUUCACCGCAAGAUUAUCGCCUCCGAGAAAGACCUCGCUGGCGAUGCCUCUCCACAAACACAAAACGAGACGAAUGAUCACAGACCAAAUGGUCACUACCAUACAUCACCGCCACGAUAG
Messenger RNA from Lithohypha guttulata, 4608 nucleotides. RefSeq names its product ATP-dependent DNA helicase Hrp3 (gene hrp3). Gene Ontology annotation, cellular component: chromatin; nucleus. Gene Ontology annotation, molecular function: histone binding; DNA binding; ATP-dependent chromatin remodeler activity. NCBI's taxonomy places the organism in Eukaryota, Fungi, Ascomycota, Eurotiomycetes, Chaetothyriales, Trichomeriaceae. The transcript is spliced from 2 exons. The coding region runs from base 1 to 4608 and encodes 1535 amino acids. The record is from RefSeq and is a predicted model, not a curated record. Gene Ontology annotation, biological process: nucleosome organization; regulation of transcription by RNA polymerase II.